GUGCGGUCGUGCUUGUUUCGUUUCGUAUUUUUUGCCGUGUGUAAUAGCCAGCACAGUGUCGUUCGAUUGUUGUGAGUUGAGCAACAGUGCACGGGAGCUGAUUAAUAGGCUCCUUCGAUUCCUUUUGUAAAUAACUACGAGUCGUAGUGGUGUAUCCUGAUAUCUAAGUAUCGUCCGUCACUCUACUAAAGGGGUUUAUUGCUCCGGACGAGAUGGGCACUCGGGAUGACGAAUACGAUUAUUUAUUUAAAGUUGUUCUUAUUGGUGACUCUGGAGUAGGAAAAAGUAAUCUGUUAUCACGAUUUACGAGAAAUGAAUUCAAUUUGGAAUCAAAAUCAACUAUAGGAGUUGAAUUUGCUACGCGUAGUAUACAAGUAGAUGGAAAGACUAUCAAAGCUCAGAUUUGGGACACAGCAGGACAAGAACGUUAUCGUGCUAUUACAUCUGCGUACUAUCGUGGUGCAGUCGGAGCUUUGUUGGUAUAUGAUAUUGCAAAGCAUCUAACGUAUGAAAAUGUGGAAAGAUGGUUGCGGGAAUUACGGGACCAUGCUGACCAAAACAUUGUCAUUAUGUUGGUGGGAAACAAAUCUGACUUGAGGCACCUACGUGCAGUUCCAACUGAUGAAGCAAAAGCAUUUGCGGAGAGAAAUGGCCUGUCUUUCAUUGAAACUUCUGCUUUAGAUUCUACGAACGUUGAGACAGCAUUUCAAAAUAUAUUAACAGAAAUCUACAGAAUCGUAUCGCAGAAACAGAUACGUGAUCCACCCGAAGGUGAUACAAUCCGGCCACAAAACGUAGAAGCCAUCGACGUGAAGCCAACAAUGAAUUCAGAGGGAAUGCGUAAGCAGUGCUGCCAGUGACUCACCUUGCUGCUUAAAAUAAGGACAUACAAAGAGGCAGAGGCGAAAAGAAAAGUGGUCGACGGUAAACGUAACAGGUGCAUACAGUACAAGAGUCAAGACUAUUUACGAAUAUAAGUAUACACAUGACUAAAAUGGUUUCCCAAAUAAUCCGGCGUUCAGGCACACGAAGUAUACACAGGCUCUGUCGCUUUUAUGAAAGUGGAUAAUAUUACAGUAGACGGAGCGUGCCUCUGUGGGCCGUACUUAAAAGAGUAUACUUUUACAUCUUUGCUCUCGAGAGUCGCUUGAAACAUAUGUAUACUACAAUGCACUACUGAUUACUCCAUUACGAUCAUGACGGAAUGAAUAGACUUUUAUUAUUCGUGCUCCUGCUGCUGCUGAAAACGCAAGGAAAAAAAAUAAGGUUAUACAAAUUUAUCACUCAAGUUCCUUCGGAUUAUUUGGGAAAGAGAUCUACUAUAAUCUCUCCGCUAGAAAAAAAAAAUUGAUGAGGAUCGAGGAAAAUCUAGCGACACGUAUACACAAUAGCUGGAUAUAAAACCAUAAACACGAUCGUGCAACCCAAAAUACAUCAUUAGAAAUAUUUAC
This is a messenger RNA of Habropoda laboriosa, 1451 nucleotides long. RefSeq names its product ras-related protein Rab-11A (gene Rab11). Gene Ontology annotation, molecular function: GTP binding; GTPase activity. The coding region runs from base 213 to 860 and encodes 215 amino acids. The record is from RefSeq and is a predicted model, not a curated record. Lineage: Eukaryota; Metazoa; Arthropoda; Insecta; Hymenoptera; Apidae. The transcript is spliced from 5 exons. Gene Ontology annotation, biological process: exocytosis. Gene Ontology annotation, cellular component: recycling endosome.